This is a messenger RNA of Acaulospora morrowiae, 146 nucleotides long. NCBI's taxonomy places the organism in Eukaryota, Fungi, Glomeromycota, Glomeromycetes, Diversisporales, Acaulosporaceae. The record is from the annotation of a GenBank genome assembly.
AUGGCACUGCCUAGCGACAACAGUGAAAUUGCUGAGGAAUCUAGUAAUAUGUCUGGUAAUAAAAAAUUGGUAUCAAAGGACAUUGCUCCCAGCAAAGGUGGAAUUUUGCUGGUCAACUUAUCAAAAAAGCGUGUAGCAACCAAAUU